CACUGAGUCUUCAGAAGCUCCAGGCGAGAAGCGUCUUGCAUGCAAGUAACGCGGUGCACAAUCUUACAUUUUGGUAAUUUGGCGGGAGUAGUUUUGCAACAUGUCUCGCAUCGUGUCUCUCGGUACCUUCAUUAUGCUGUGCUCUCUGAUGUGUGCUAUGAACUGCAAAGAAGACCACUGUCGUCAACUGGAGUUCAGAGCUGCCCUUGCAUUUAGAGGAAAACGGCUGCUUAACCACAAGAUAAAAGAAGUUGACAACGUCGCAAAGGACUUCUGUGGAGCAUUGUGUUUUAUGGAACCCAAUUGUGUGAGCUAUAAUAUAUUAGUAUCCAAUGAUUCUCCCUCGAUCACCAAAUGCGAGAUGAAUAACGCUACACAUUUUGAACAUCUGAGUGAUCUGGUCUCAUUUCCAAACAGCACCUAUCGUGGAUCCAAGAACGUUUGCAUAAAGAAGCAAUGCCCGAAUAAUGCCAUCUGCCAAGCUGGUUUUUCCAGUGAGGGGUAUAGAUGUGUCUGCGUACCGGGUUACACGGGUGAAGAUUGCACAAAAGACGUUGAUGAAUGUGAUCUAGGAGAACACAAAUGUGAUUCAAAUGCUGAAUGUAUAAAUACCCGUGGAUCCUACGACUGCAAAUGUAAAGAAGGAUUUACAGGAGAUGGCCUAACGUGCACAGAAAUAAAGGAAAAAUGUUUAGAAGCUCAUGUAAUCUUUUGA
Molecule: messenger RNA, 715 nt
Organism: Pocillopora verrucosa
Lineage: Eukaryota; Metazoa; Cnidaria; Anthozoa; Scleractinia; Pocilloporidae
Source: RefSeq, a predicted model, not a curated record